Centruroides sculpturatus (bark scorpion) is the source of this 2852-nucleotide messenger RNA. Its product is annotated as paired box protein Pax-5-like. Gene Ontology annotation, biological process: regulation of transcription by RNA polymerase II; anatomical structure development. The record is from RefSeq and is a predicted model, not a curated record. Lineage: Eukaryota; Metazoa; Arthropoda; Arachnida; Scorpiones; Buthidae. Gene Ontology annotation, molecular function: DNA-binding transcription factor activity, RNA polymerase II-specific; RNA polymerase II cis-regulatory region sequence-specific DNA binding. The transcript has 11 exons. The coding region runs from base 497 to 1918 and encodes 473 amino acids.
CCGCGCUAUCCGGAGGCAUCGAGCAAAGCACUCCGCCCCCGUCAUCACACGUGACGAAACCAGAGGCACAACCUACGUGACGUCAGUAAGAGUUUUGGCAAAUCAAAUUGCCGUACAGGUAACAAUUACCUGCUCGUACUAUCGAGGGGCAGGUAUGUGCUAGUAGAGUGAAUUCAGUCUUGCUACCUCUAGACACUGUGAAUGUGUACGUCUAUGUUAACAGGUAAGUCGUAGUCGGACAGUGCCAUAGGAAUAUUAUCAGUGACAAGUGUUGUGUUAAUUGUGUGUAUGCUAGACUAUGGAAGAUACAACUCACCUGACACGGAUACGUUAGGUCUACAACGUGGACAUUUUGUUACUAUGGAAGUAUUAGUGAGAGUUUACUUUACGAAAGUGUCUUCUGAGUGUGACUUGGGAUACUUGUGACAUUAUUGGUGAAGUGUGAGUCUCCUUCGACAGCUUGGAUCACCCUUUUUGGGCUGCGGGAGAAGGAAUUAUGCAGGACGAGGUAUACGCCACGUCCAUGGGAGGAUCAAGUUUAACUCUGGUGGACAUAGCCAAUCCUCAUCAAGGUCUUUCUAAUAUGAUAGAGCAAGAACCAAAGAAGAAGCGCCACGGCGGGGUGAAUCAGUUGGGGGGUGUCUUCGUUAACGGAAGGCCCCUUCCGGAUGUAGUAAGGCAAAGAAUAGUAGAGUUGGCCCAUCAGGGUGUCAGGCCCUGCGACAUAAGCCGACAGUUAAGGGUUUCGCAUGGAUGCGUUUCCAAAAUACUCGGCAGGUACUACGAAACAGGCUCUAUAAAGCCAGGAGUUAUUGGUGGAAGCAAACCUAAAGUAGCAACCCCAAAAGUUGUAGACGCGAUAGCGAACUAUAAGAAACAGAACCCCACAAUGUUUGCAUGGGAAAUAAGGGAUAGGUUACUAGCUGAUGGAAUUUGUGACCAAGAUAAUAUUCCAAGUGUUAGUUCUAUCAACAGGAUCGUCAGGAACAAAGCAGCGGAGAAAGCCAAGAGUGCAGUUGUCCAUCAGACAGCACCAAACGGUGGAAGCCCACAGACGCAACCUCCUUCCAACACCACUUCGGUCAUCACCCACGCACCACCAGCUGCACACGAAGCAACGGCGCUACAACGUCCCUCCUAUUCUAUUAACGGUAUACUUGGUAUUCCUAAUGCUGAUCCUAAUGUCAACAAAAGGAAGCGGGAAGAUAGAGCCAAUGACGGUCGAGAUUUGAAUGGUGACCAUUCUAUUCACGACGACGAUAACAAACGACAGAGGACGCAGUACAAUGGAGACCAGCUCUAUACAAAUCAAAUGUGGCCUAAAUGGCCGAAACAGGAGGAACUUAAAACCACAGCAAUGGUUCCAGAUUUGGGUACUGCUACAGCUGCUGUAUCAGCGGGUACACCCUACAGCCUCCAACAGUUUCCCGAACAGGCAUUCACACCGGUGGUGACUACGGCCACAGCAUCCAACGAGCAUGUUAAACAAGAGAUCACACCUUAUGAGGCCACCAUGACAUCUAUGACGUCACAAGUCCAAUCGUCGGCCGUCUAUUCGCCUCCGUUAGGUAGUGGCUCCUUGACACCGCUCACACCUAUCAGUAUGCAGGAGGUUAAAGUUCCCAUGGUGAACACCCUAGGAACCAUUUUAGAUACAGGUUCCGAUGUUCACCAUUAUCAAACAGGAACGGCAGUAGCAGGGCCCACUGUUACAGGAGUUCCUGGUACAGAAUAUACUUACACCACUCCAUACAGCCAAUAUUCAUCAGCAGCUGCAUACGGAGCUUAUGGAUAUGGUUCUGGUGGGAUCAUCAAUCCUUCUUACUACUACGGCACGAGUGGGCGUCCUGCAACUACCAAUCCGGGCCUGACAUCAUCAAGUCUCAGUCCGAACUACAAAUCAUCCGAACGUUGCUAGCUAAUCCGCCAACAACGGGGGAGAGAACCAAAAGUGUCUGGUUGUGACGUCAGUACAAUAUACUAUGAAUCCAGGCGAAACCGAACAACGACUCGCAGGGCUGACUACCUCUAUCUCUUUAUUUUUUAUCAUAAGAAAAAAAAAAACAAACAGACAGACAGACAGACAAACGAGAGGAAAAAACAAAAAAACAAAUCAAGCUUUUUUUUGUGAUUUUUUUUUCUUUUGAGUUCUUCGAGUCAUCAUCACUCAGAAUUUUGAAGAAGUUCUGUAUUCGACAGAUAGACAUUCAGACAGGCAAAUAAUAAUAAUAAUGUCGAACUCUUUAGCAAAAGAAAGAGGACCAACUGGAGUGUUGGUCUCACACUACUAGACUACAUUCGUGUGUGUGUAUAUGUGUUUUUACGUAUAUAUAUGUGUUUACAUGUCCGUGUACAGUAUAAAUUUUUCCAAAAAAAAAAGAAAAAAAAAAGAAACACAAGAAAUUACAGCCCAUACCAAAGAGAAAAAGAAAAACGUUAAAAAAAACAGCUUUUUCGGAGGAUUUCUCCUGAAUUUUCCCCUGUUUUUUUUAGAAUUAUUUUAAUUAUUUUUAGAUAUAUUCUUCUCCUUUAAAAGCCUCCACAAAGGGGGUGGACUUCUAUUACUUUUUACUAUACUUUAAGCGAUACCUAGGGAGGGAGGGGCUCAAAAUUCGUAUAGCUUCGAUCAAAACAAGCUUAUAAUUUAGCUAUCAAAAGCCCCCCCCCUUACCUUCCUCUUUCUUAAAAAAAAAAAAACUAGGGGUCGAGAUCAUUUUGAACCCAAUUCUGGGCGCUAGUCACUGAUCCUGUAGUCAUGAUUAUAGUCACAAUAUUUAUAUUCAUAAAUAAAUAAAAGAAGCGAAAAACCGAUAAGUUAAUGUGGAGAAUUAUGUUUUUAAAACACGUAUAUG